AAAACUGAAGGCUAGAAAGAUUAAUUAACAUGUCCAAGAUCAUACAAGUAGCAAAUUAAGAGAGCCAAAUUUUGAACUGGGGUCUUCUACUUUCAUCCCUCUUUCCACUGUACCUUCAGUAGCAAAUUCUGUGCUAGCAAAGGCUGGCACAAAACAUUUCACUCUAAGUUUAUAGUCUAAAUUAAGAUUAAAUUUAUUCAUUUUAUCUCUGAAAUUUUUAUUUUAAAGACUAAUCCUUGUUAUAAAUGACUUAAAACUCUAUAUCUAUGUAUGAAAAUAAGUAAAUCGGGGGAUUAAGAAAGUGAGACAGGAAACAGAGACCAACCCAGGAGGCAAACGUUUACCAUGAUCACUAAAACUCACUUGCUUACUUAUUUGCUCCCUAUAAAUAAGGAGGGCUGACAGGGAACAGCUAGCAGUAUGCAGGGCUUCUUCUUGCUUCCAGGCAAUACCAUCAACUGCCAACUCUGUUCCAUUGCCAUCUUGCCAUAUCCAUUGGUGUGGUAACCCAGCAACUAUUCAUAGAAAAUGAGUGAAUUUGAUUUGCUUUCCAUACUUUCAGGGCUGAGUCUGAUUUUGAUUUUAAUUCUAAAUAUAAAACUCACUCUGACUAAGAGUUUCAAGAGAUAUUCUCCUCCAGGACCGAGACCUUUGCCAAUCAUUGGAAACCUGCACAUACUUAAUCUGAAGAAGCCUUACCAAACCAUGCAACAGCUCUCCCAAAAAUAUGGCAACAUCUUCAGCUUGAGGAUGGGUCCCAAGAAGGUAGUGGUGCUAUCUGGAUAUGAGACAGUAAAAGAUGCACUGGUAAACCACUCUGAGGAGUUUGGAGAGAGGGCCCAUGUGCCUAUUUUUGAAAAAAUUUUUGAAGGAAAAGGAAUCGUCUUUUCUCAUGGUGAAAACUGGAAAAUCAUUAGGAGAUUCAGCUUGACGACUCUGAGAAACUUUGGCAUGGGCAAGAGAGUCAUAGAGGAGAGAAUUAUGGAAGAAUGUCAACAUCUAAUACAAGUCAUUGAGUCCUAUCAAAGGAAGCCAUUUGAGACCAAGACAAUCAUGAAUGCUUCUGUAGCGAAUAUCAUUGUGUCAGUCCUGCUUGGGAAGAGGUUUGACUACCAAGAUCCUCAGUUCCUGAGACUUCUAUAUUUGAUUGGCGAAAAUGUGAGACUUAUAGGAGGUCCUAGCAUUAUGCUUUUCAAUAUGUUCCCAGCCUUGGGGUUUGUUCUACAAGAUCAUAAAACAGUACUCAAGAAUAGAGAUGAAUUGUUUUCUUUUGUAAGGAUGACUUUCUUAGACCAUCUUCAAAAACUGGAUAAAAAUGACCAAAGAAGUUUCAUCGAUGCCUUUCUUAUCAGACGACAGGAGGAAAAAAAUAAAUCUGAUGACUGCUUCAGCAAUGAUAACUUGGUGGCCCUUGUUACUAACCUGUUUGUUGCGGGAACAGAGACUACCUCCACUACCCUACGUUGGGGAAUUCUACUCAUGAUGAAAUAUCCUGAGAUCCAGAAAAAAGUCCAAAAUGAGAUCAUCAAAGUUAUAGGAUCAGCCCAGCCUAGAAUGGAACAUCGAGCUCAAAUGCCAUAUACAGAUGCUGUCAUCCAUGAAAUUCAGAGAUUUUCUAGUAUACUGCCAAUGAGUGUGUCCCGUGAAACUACCACAGAUGUCAUCUUUAAAAAUUAUUACAUUCCAAAGGGAACUGAGACCAUUAUCUUAUUAACCUCAGUACUUCAAGACCAAACCCAGUGGGAAAAACCUCACACCUUCAAUCCCCAGCAUUUCCUCAAUGUGGAAGGAAAAUUUGUCAAGAGAGGUGCCUUCCUUCCUUUUUCAGCAGGUCAAAGGAUGUGUGCAGGAGAGUCCCUAGUCAAAAUGGAGCUAUUCCUGUUUUUUACCAGUCUCCUUCAAAAAUUCACUUUCCACCCAUCUCCUGGAGUCUCUACUAUGGAUCUGGAUAUCACUGCAGACAGUGGAUUCACAUCACGGCCAAAACCCCACAAGAUCUGUGCUGUGCCAUAUUCCUAGGAGUCUUUCUUGGACUCCUUCAAAUGGCUCCUGGUUUUUUUUGUUUUGUUUUGUUUUGUUUUGUUUUUUCUUCUCUGUGCUGCCUUCCCUUCUUCUGCUAUAGUGAGUGAUGGGUCAAAUGACCUUUGAAUCUCAUUUGUCUAUAGCAUCAUCUGGUUUAGACACUCCUUUUGGUCCACCAAAAGGAUUUUCUCAUCUAGUCAUCUCUUUCUAGUUGAGGUAUGAUGAAACUUUUCUGAUGCAUCUGUCUCUGAGGUUCAUAUCAGAGGCAAAGCAGUAAAAGCAAAAGCCCAGAGCAUUAGCUGUUCAAGUAGUCACUUAUUGCUUCAGAUUUUUUUGGUUUGUUUCAAAGAUAGAAGUUUUCAAAUUACUCCCAAAUAUCAGAAAAGUUUCCUGGAAUCAAAUCCUUCGAUGGUCACACAAAGAUAACUGAAUCACACUCUGCCCUUGAUAGACCCACAAACAUCUCCAAAUAUACGUUGUUGAAAGAAAUCCACUUUCAAAUGUGGAUUAUACCAUUCAUUAGACACAGCUCAUUGGACUUAUUACUAUAAGUAAUGAAGGAUAAAGAACUAUCAGUCUUUGUGAUGAAAGUAUUGCCUUGAUCUGCAAAAUUUACUAAUUAUACAAACACCAAUAAUUAUUAUUACUACAUACAAGAGGUGUAUUGAAUCACUUAACAUGUCCCAAAUUUCUAUCUACCUUCCAACUAAAUUUCUCUACUUAUAUAUUACUUCAAAUCCAGCGUAGUCCAAGAAAAAUUUUGAAAUAAUGUCAAUAAGCAAAAAAUUAUCUUUCUUGACUUCCAAUUUAAUUAAGUAAAACUGCAUGAAGAAAUAAAAAGGGGAGUGGGGUGGGGAAGGCAAAGAGACAGACAGAGACAGAGAUAGAGAGAGAGGUGGGGGAGAGGGAGAGAGAAAUAAGCUAACCUCUUUUCAAAGAUAAUCUCUUUAGAGAACAAAAACCAGAUCCUUAGCAUUUGCUAUAGGCAUGUAAUCUGAACUCAUCACUAUGAGUUGCUCAACUCCUUUUUUUGGACACUUUCAAAAUCCAUUUCUUUUUGUUUUUUCUACAUACAUACAAAAUUCAACAUGUCUCCACUCAUCACAAUUAUUAUAGUGUUAUUAAAUCAUUUAAAUUUUGAUCAGGUAUCAUUUGAGCCCUAAAAAUAUGAAAUUAAGAUGAUUAACCAGAAGCUAUACCACCCCAAAAUGCUUCUGUCCCUCCACCCCCAAUUACCAUUUACUUAUCAGGCAGAUAUUUUGACUCACUAUUUUUCUUAAAGGAUAUAAACUGGUGAUCAUAAUUAUAAUGACAUUUUUAUAGUGCCAAAGCACUUUACAGGUAUUCUCUUAUUUGUUCCUCAUACCAACCUUAGAAGUAGGUGUUUAAUGAUCAUUAUUUGUUGAUAGAUAAGAAACUGAGAUUCAAAGAGUUUAAAUAACUUGCAGGUGGCUCUAGAACUGAAUGUCUGAUGAAGAAUCUGAUUAAGCCCCAGACUGGAUUUUCUAGUUUAUAACUCAGUCUUUGCCUUUGUACAAAUUGCCAAUAAUGAUUCUCUUGAAAAUAGUGCAGAUGCUCCAAAAUACAACUUUGAAGAUGGAAUAAGUAUAGUUUUUACAUUCAACCUUGAGAAUUGGAGAUUAAAUUUCCAUUAAUAGUCUAUUUUGCAAGUAAGUAUCUGAAUGUAAGAUUUCAUUGGAGAUCAUUUUGGCUAUAUCUUAAAUCCUUCAAAUCCAAACUUAGACACUCUUAAAUUCUUCCUCUUUCCAAAGUCAUUCAAAUGGUUUACUACUACUUUCUUCACCUACAAAAAUUAAUGUGCCUGUGUAGUUUGUUCCUUUGUACACUGUUCAAUGAAAUGUAAUUACAAAGAUAACAAGGUGUUUAACAGUUAUAAGCAUUUGUUUCUUAUCUAAAAAUUCAAAUGACUACUACACCUCACCUAUUUUCUUUUCCCCAAAAUCCCCAGUGCUGCUCUGGCAAGAUAUGACUCACCUGUGGGAAGGUAUAUGGAAAUUUUCUUUCUUCAAUAAACUUGCAACUUUUCCCUGACCAAAGUUUCUGAGUCUGUGCCAUUCUAUGCAGUUAUCAGUCAAGGAGUAGCACCUUCAAUGUGCCGAACACUGUAUUAAAGUCUGUGGCAUUAUGCUUUCAUUUCCUCAUCUCCAAGCUCUGGGGCACUAUACUUUAGUUAAUCAUAAACUAUUAUUUAUGAGAUAGGUUCACCUCUAGACUGACAUAAUCCUUACAUUUG
Molecule: messenger RNA, 4276 nt
Organism: Sarcophilus harrisii (Tasmanian devil)
Lineage: Eukaryota; Metazoa; Chordata; Mammalia; Dasyuromorphia; Dasyuridae
Product: cytochrome P450 2K6-like
Exons: 9
Coding region: 529-2019 (496 amino acids)
Biological process (GO): xenobiotic metabolic process
Cellular component (GO): cytoplasm; intracellular membrane-bounded organelle
Molecular function (GO): iron ion binding; heme binding; oxidoreductase activity, acting on paired donors, with incorporation or reduction of molecular oxygen, reduced flavin or flavoprotein as one donor, and incorporation of one atom of oxygen
Source: RefSeq, a predicted model, not a curated record